AUGGCGAGUGCGAAGAGCGAGGACAGAACAGUGUUAGAGGCAGAGACUAUCUUUCUAUUAAUGAAGAAGGGCUUUCCAAUCUCUCGCAAUGUUAGAGCUCAAUGGCUGCUGGAACAUUUGGACUCUGUGAUAAGUAUACAAUGUCCAAAUAUAAAAAAUAAGGAGGAACCAGAACUGGAGAUAGUGUCAGUGCUGCCAAAGGAUAAAUCUGCUGCAUGGUCUAUAGACACCAGCUACCAAUUCCUUUAUAAAGUUGUUUCAACAACAUCGAUUGUAUUCCUGGCACACAAAUACAGGAUGGUCUUUAGCUUAGAUUUGAGUCCAUCACUUGCCACUGUUGAUGUACAAAAUGGAGAAAUUGUCAUUGAUGAGGUAUGCCUGGCGACAAAGAGGUGUCUUGAGGGUAUAACCAAAUCAUUUACAAUACCAGGCAGCAGACGCGUAAUGCAGCCUGAAAUUUAUGUGACUGUGAUAGCUCAUACGCCAUUCUUUACGAGUCCAGCGCAACAAGUACUAGUACAAGGAUGGCUGAUCACUGCAGAUAAUGUCAACUCUCUCACGCAAUAUAUAGAGAAACAGCUGUAUCUGUUAGAGGAGAGAGUGGCAACCGUCACAGCUAUAGCUAAUCAGCAGUUAGAGAAUUUGAGGGCUGAGAGCGAGCGUUUGGUAGGGAGGCUUUUUGAGGAAAGCAGCAACUGCUUAAACAAAAAUAACUGUAAUAUUUCCAUAGUUUCGCCAGAAGCCAGUUUUGUAAAUAUGUUGAGAUAUGGGAUGCUGGCUUUAACGCUUUUACCUGAACACAGCUGUGCACAUAUGGUAAUAGUCACGGACGGUAUCGUUGGAAUAAAAAAUGCCCACACGUUAGAUUCCAUUAUUCAGCAACUACGCGCGACAACGGUCGCGUGUAGCAUUUUACGCGUAGGCAGCGCGUACGAUCCACAAUGUGCGGACGGUUUAGUGCCAUAUCAAGAUCUGCUGUAUUUUAUUGCCGCGGCUACGCUCGGUAGUUAUAUGUCCUUCAAUUCGUAUGUGAUGUCUGCGCAUGGAACAGAUAUGAAUCUUUAUCAUAAACAUUUUUUAUGUUGGCAAUUAUAUCGUGAUUUAUCGAAUCAUGAUACAUGGGAUCGUCACUGCUGGAGAACUGAAAAUAAUUGUUUUCAUGGACAUAAAAGCGGUCAACUCUUGAAAAAAAAACAGAUCGAUGACAAAGUUACUUGUACCCUAAGCAGUCUGUUGUGUUGUCGUUUAAGAGAAGGAUACUUGAUAAAAAGAGCUAGUAUACGAGACGACAUUCUUGAAAUAAAUUUUGAAUUAUUAUGGAAAACCAAUGUUUUCUUGGAAUAUUUAGUAUCAUGUCCAUGGUCUUCAAAAUCGUUAUCUCUGUCCAAUGUGAUACAAUAUACCAUUACUAUAGAAGCACCAUAUGAAUUUUUACAUGACAUUACAUGUCUAUCAAAGAAACCAUUGAACUCGCAUUAUCGUCAAGGUGUCAUCUCUCGUUUUUGGACGGCAUUGACAUCGUUAACUGAAAGUGACAAUAUGUUAGCGCACUUUAGUUGGUUUCCAGGAUCUGGAUGGACUUGGUACAGCGUACCAGACACCAUCAGAAGUGGAAUGCCCGUGUUUUACUUGUCGUCUUAUCCAUCACCAAGUACAGUACAACUUAGUGACGCUGCCUGCCCCCAGUUUGGACAGAUAUGGCAACCGGUUGUCUCUUUAGAUCCCCUUCAAUGGGCGCGUUGGAUGCACACUCAGAGGAUCACGUUAAUCUUAGCUUAUGAUAGGCCAUUACCAAGGCAUCUUCAUCAAGCAAAUCAAAGCGGUCGUUUCCAAUGCGUUCAAAGCCGACAAGCAGCGGCCGUGCUGUAUGCUAUGUUGAAAAAUUGGGCAACUUUUGUACUAGUCGAGAAUCACACGUAUGUCCAGUUCAUAUACAGAGAAGUAGAGAAGCCGCCAGUGUCGUUCUCGUUAAUUCGUAUUAAUUGUAAAGCGCUCUGCGUUGUACUCAAUAUAGCAUUUGCUGGCGGCACCGAAGGUGUUGUCCGCCACAAUGUAGUUGUUGAUCUCGUGGAUAGACUAUCCAAGCUCACGUUACCAAAUCGACCGACAGAGCAACGUGAGAUUCCAUGUUGCACAAUAAUACAUAAAUCACUCGAGCGAAUUCUCGUAAGAUAUGAGCGUAUACCGAGCAAUCUGAGUAUGGUGGUAUUUCCUGACGGAACUCAGCCGACCUGUACUAGGACCGCACCAGGACUAGGAUUAUUGGGAGGUAGUCUGACUACAACCUUGUCUAGAUAUUUAUAUCACAAUCGUUGGUUGUGGCACGUGAAGCGACCGUUUGUUCAGACCAUUCCAGGAAUUACUUUGUCCAGAUUAAAUAUCACUGCGAUCGCAAGAAUACUCUCUACAAUUACCAAAAUACGUCUAAGAGAAGGCUUUAAUUUCGCGUAUUCAGCAGCUGGCAUCACAAACAUGGUGUUAGAAGUGCAAAUGCAGGGCUUCGGAAACGACGAGAAUUCUUAUCCGUGUAUUAUUCAGUACGUCUUGUUUCCGCCACAUGUUGUGCCGAAUACAACAUUAGAACGCGAUAGCGGUACUGAAGAUGAUACGGAAGAAGGUACCGCUGAGGCGGAAGUGUGGACUGAAGAUUCUGAAGGCUACAGCGAUUUUCAAAUCGUUACGGAGGUUUGGGUUGAACCCCAAUGCGGCUAUGUGCAAAUGCCUACACAAUCGAUUGCUACGUACAUGCAUCCUCUACAGUAUCAUCAAUUACCAGAUGUAAUUGCUCGAAUAGACGAGGAGUGUAUUAAUGCUCUAUUGACCCUAGAAUAUUUGAGUCUCUUGUGUCAAAUAACACCGGUGGAAAAAGAUACAGAGAUUGUGUUCGGACAAGCGCACCAAGGAGUCAAAUAUCACGGUGUGGGCACGUCUACAGAUCGUAUCGCGGAAUGUUCAAAUCUAACCGAGCCCUUUGAGGCGACGCCGAUCAUCGACGAGAGGAUACAUCCUAUGUACUUUUCGUUCGAUACUUUGAGCAUUUUAUCAAAAUGUCAGCAGGCGGAACUCUUGUUCUCGAUGUUCGCUGAUGAUUCUGUACAUGUCGAUGAGGCUAGGGAUAGUGCAAAUAGGAUCCUUAUGGCAAAUUUCCUGGAACAUAUGAAACAAUUACACAAUAAAGAGUUAUUGCUUACAUCAGCAGAAUCGCAAAGAUUCACUAAAAUGCUUCUUAGCAGGCCACGCGAGAAUAUUCCACCAUUACCUUUCUUUAUGCAAAGAGAGAAAAAUUAUAAAGAUGAUACAUUAGAUACUUAUCCGAGAUGGAAGUGUUUUGUUAAAGGAAUUAGUACGACACACGUUAUUAUUACAAUAUUACCAGCAACUGAAAAAGACGUCCACCUGAUAAUGUACACAGGCGACAAUUGUACAAGUAAUAAUUCCGAGAAGAAUUGCGAUUCUGAUAUUUUCGAUCUCGAUUUGAACGAAAAGGUAUCAUCUCCAACAUUGUGUGCAGAAAACUUAUCUGACUUUGUGACGUUGGAACAUAGGGAGUCAAAAAUUUCUAGUCAAUCUACCACUGCGAAUAGCACGUCGAAAGCUAAUGUAAAUCAUAAUUUUGAUAAUGCUGACAAUGAGGGAAGCCUUGUUAUACCUGUAUACGUAUAUGAUUGUUCAUUAGCAUUAUUAAUUGAUGCACUCGUCGGGCAAUUGAAAUUACCCCAGAACAAAGACAUUUAUCAAGAUCAUACCUUUAAAGUCGGAGAGCAAGUUUCCGAGGAUUUUAUAAGUCUGAAAUCAGAAAGCAACACAAAGCCUUCAUCCCCGGAACCAAAAAGCGAAGACUCUGACAAUAUUUCUAGUGAUCAACGAAGUUUGAUGGAACAUUGCAAAUUGUUGAGCUUAGCACAUUGUCAUUGUUAUGUAGUCGCAGUUUAUAAGUCACUUGCAUUGCAACAGUCAUUAAGCUAUGAGGAUAUGGAAGCCGCUGUUGCACAAUGCGAGGAAAACCUUAUUGAGAUUAAUAUUACAAAUUAUUUACGAUCUGUGUGCAGACAUUUGAGCAUACUAUCAGAAGGCGAUCUGUUAAAUCAAUUAAAAAUCUCCGCAUGCAACGAUAUUAAGCCAUUACAUAGUUUAAUCAGAAAUAAGUUUAAGAAAAUUAUGGCAGUCGCAUUUAGACCUGUACCCGCGCAUCCAGAAUUUUAUUACUGUUUACCAUCGUGGAUGUCAGAAAAAAUGGAAGUGAUAUCGCAAAGGACAGAUAGCGAUGAUGAUUUAGAUGAAUUCACAUGUCACUCUGAAAUGCCUCCAAAAACAGAUAAUUCUUCUAAUCAAGUAAGUCAAGCUGUCAAUAUUACAUGGCCAGUUACAAAUCUUCAUAACAACGAGAAGCUAUCUCAUUCCAACUCGAAAGACUCGCUGAUUAGCGAUUUCGAUGAGGAAAAUACAUGGAAUACGAAGGAUCAGCCUCUUUUCCUACACUUAAGCUGCUCGAUUCGUUUCCACUCCGAACUUUUCAGUAUACCUGUUAAACUGAUGCCUACUUGCUUUACCGAAAUUAUCCAAAGGAUUAAUGAUGGCAAGGAAAGAAAUCUUGCUGAAUUAAGCCUAGACGAUCUGAAAGUUACUUUGGACAUCAUUUGUUUGAGCCUUCCAAGAGAAGUGUUGGAAGUGUCAUUAGAACGUUAUCCCACGUUAAGAACGACGUCUUAUUGCAGCGCUUCGACGUUUGGUAGUAUGCCGAGCGGUAGCAGUCCAGGUACAAAUGCGAAGACUGAAUCGGUGCAGGAAAGAAUACAACCGCAAUUGCUUCAGCAUCAUGCUGUAACCAGCUUGAGGGAUGAGAUUGAAUGGUUAUUACGAGAUGAAACUGCGACAGCACUUUUGGAUCAUCCUUCGCCAAAUGCAGAUACGUUAAAAUUUAUAGCACAGCACGUGUCGGAAUCUACCGGAAGAUCCAGUUGUUCGUUGGAUAAAGUACCUUUACAUUUUGUCUUCCCAUCGGAGAGCAGCCUGCCAAAAUUUUUAAAAGAAUUAAGAAAUCUUGAGAUCGACAAAUACUGCAUUUGCCAAGAAGCCGAUUUAUUUUAUUUUGUUAAGAAACCAGAAACAGUAGUAUGUAACAUAGAAGCGGAUACAUUAAACACAGAUAUAGAAGAACAGCUUUUAAAAGAUGAUGAGAGCGUUGAAAAUAUGGAGGAAGAAGAAAUACCUAUUACUACAAUUCAAAUAAACAGACAAGAUUCUGGAGAUGCGCCGGGUUAUUACUCGGAAAUAUCAAGUAUAGCUGAAGGAAAACACGGGACGGAUGAUGGAUAUGAAGGCGACAGUAGUAAUUCGGAAGAUGAUUAUCAAUGGUUGAUAGAACUUGAUAAACGUAGAAAUUACUUACCUAAUUUCUGGCUAAUUAUGAGUGUUGAAAAUAAUCAUGUUAAUGUCUAUUUUCACUGCAGAUUUUUGGAAUUGUCCUCGCCAGAAGUGGAUUGUUAUUUGCAAAUACAGAAAAUGCUGCUCGGUCAAAUCAAAGCUAUAUGCCGGCGAGUAAAUCAAUAUUUACUUUUACAAAAUCUUCACGAUACUCGCAUAUGCGAUCUACUCUUAGAACCAGAAUCUACUGAAGAUCAUAAUGCUUGGAGAGAAUCUGGCGGUGAGUCGGGAAAUCUUUUCCAGAAUCACAGUUCUUCAACUUUCAACGUUACGCCAGGCAUGUUCAGAUGCCCUGUCAUUUGGGAGGAACCCUUCAAUCUGCAUCCCCGCUUAAAAACUGGGCCCGGAAGAUCCGGAUUGUCCAGAGGAAUCAAAGCGUUGCAUGGCGUACUUAACAGAUUCUCUGUUAAUAAUCGAAAUAAUAUGUUCGUAUAUCAAGAAAAUAACGAGAAUGUAUUUUAUCUGCGACUUCACGAGCAGACAAACGACAUUAAACCUUUGCAGAAUAAAUUGUCCGAGAGCGAUGAGAAAUUAGUUGUUUCGCGCAGCAACAGCGUUGCAUCUUUGUCGCAGGCUAAAGGCAUCGGGCUGGUGAAUGAUCAUGUGAUAGCUAACGACACAAGACCUAGAGUUCGCUCGUUUGGCGAGAAAGAAUCGGAUAUCAUGAACAGAACUGGCGAUUCAAUUGUCCUGAUGGUACAUGGGAUAUCGGAAGCCGGUCCGGAGGUCAAACGGGAUUUAGUGCAGGUAUUGCAAAAUCGUCUCGAUGACGCGGUGUUGGAAGUGCUGUCUGUAAUGUUGUCUCGUAAUCCAAUGUGCAAGCUAACACCGGCGGACGUGCAUUUUAUUCAAAAACCAUACAAAUCUCCCGAGUGUAUAGUACGAUUAUCAGUACAGCCGCAUUGUUUACGAUGUAUGGAUGCUUUAGGAUAUUACUUGAGACAAAAUAUUUUGCAAUUCUUAUAUACUCCGAAAUAUACGGAUCUCGGUGCGCACUAUCAUUUUCAGGAUUACACUCCAUUAGACGGUACCAGAAAAAGAGUAUCCGAAUCCGAUAUUUUCUUAUACAACCAAAGCCACUCGAGUGGUAACAAAGGUAUAGCUUGCAUCGCGUUAGCUAUCGUUGAUAGCAAAGGAGAAUCUCCAGCAUAUCCGAAUAAUUCGAAUGAGUCGAGUUUUCCUAAGUUGUUGAGAAUCGAAAAUUUCGAGAGCAUUGUAUCGACCAAUGUUUACGAUCAUAAAAACGACUCUAAAUUGAGCGCACAAACGUUGAUCGAAUUUCGAAUCUGGAAACAAGGUAGAGUAAAUCUGGAAUCUUUAAUUCUGAAAUUGUCCUCUGCCGUGAAACAUGGUACCUGGGACUUGGUCACGGAGUAUAAUCUUCUAGCGACUCCUUUAACGGAACCAAUAGUUAUUAAUCCAACAACAAAAGAUGACGAAAUUAUAGUAGAGAACAAAGAGAUUCAGACACUCACAAAGAUAUCGGAGUCACAAAAAAUUUCCGAUAAUUUAACGAUUAAUCAAUACGAGCUCGGCGAAAAAGGAAAAUUGAGUGAGACUUACCACACUACGCUGGCACGUUGGUUUCAGUUUGCGCUAGAAAUGAAUGUUCCCGCCGUCAAAAAGCACGAAGUGAUCAUUCACCAUAGGCAUGCAAUUCCUGUAAUUGUUAGAGAAUUGCAGAAUCUCAUUCGUAGUCAGGAUACAGACACAUCUAGUAAAGUUUUUAUUUUACAAGAUCGACAACCAUUCCUGAAUCAAUUUGUUGUUUCGCAUAAAGCUGGAUCUGCACCCAAGUGGUCUGAUAGCGUCCGGAACAAUUCCGAUCAAUCUUUAGCGGAAAAUACAGAGGAAAGUGCAAAUUCACCCGUGUACGUGCCACAUGAAUUUAAUAAAGAUGAACAAACUACUUAUAUCAAAUGUAUUUUAAUCGCGAGGAAUUUUCAUCAAUGGAAGACAUCUUUGAGUAAAGAAAUAGAUCCGGAACUGCUUGCUCCUAAGGAUCAAAAACAAUUGCAGAAAUUUAAUCCCCUGAUAUCGGAAUCAAAUUUUGUGCCUAGGCAGAGGAUAUUGUUAGCUGAAAUAUUAAGUGACAAUAUAAUUAUUUAUAUGUACAACUGGUCCAAGGAAAAAUCGGAAAAAUUGAUAAAACAAACGACAAGUUUAGGUACAUGGCUUUCCUCUAGGUCGAGUCUGUUUACCAGCAUAAUUAUGCAAAAAUUAGGUAUAUUUCAUCACAAACUCACCCGAGAACCUCAGCAAAGAGAGCACAGUUCUCAAUAUUAUCAGAUUAAUGACAUGGAAAGUUUAGCGAAAUUUCCAAGUCAGUCGAAUACCGACAAGGACUGGACGCGAUCUAGCAACCGAGCACAAUCAAUGAAAAACAAUAUGUUUUCAUGGGUUCAAGUGGUUGGGCAGGCAAUGCGCGACGCAAAACCAAACGCCACGCAUUCUUAUAACACGACAGACGCGGUCGUAAAAGCCGCUUACGAUUUGCAGGAUUUGCGGCAUCGAGAAAAGAAAAUUAAAGAGGAUCUGGACAAAUUGUAUGCAAUGUGGCAGAGUCGCACGCCCAACAUACCAAUAUCACUGAAUGCUUUGAACACGUUCAAGCAACAUUCUCGUUUAAUACAUUUCUGCCACACACCCCUCCUCUUUUUGCCAGCAUGGCGUUUGCAGUCUGCCGCCACAAGGGAUCAUUCGUUGACGCCACCACAGUCAUCUCACUUUGGCUUGAAUGUUAACGAACAGUUAUUGCAACCAGUACAAUUAUCGAGACAAGAAGCGACGAACGCGAUUAUGAUUAAGUGGCAUCAAGAACUCUGCAAAUCGAUGUUGUCCGAAUAUAAACAGUACUUACAGAUUUUGGGCUUCAAUCCAAUUCAAGUGGAGUUACCGCAUAAAACAGACGAGGAGCAUGUGGAACAGCAUUCUUAUUAUCUGAAGAAGUCGAUGCUAGGCGGCAUUUUACUGUUUGAAGUUCACUUAUCGCAGCCGUUUUUUAUUGUAAAGUUGCAUAUUAUUGAAUGCAACCGCUUGCAGACGAAGACGAGUAGUGGUAUGAUGAACCAAUUUGUACUGAGUUUCGUUGAUGUUUGCGACAAGAUUCAAAUCAACAUGCAUCUGCAUUCGUUCACAUAUGAUUUUCACUUGCGUUGUAUUCAUUCGUACAUCGCUGGAACUGGUCUAUGGUCCUUGCAACAAGGCUAUCAUCUCACUCACUUUAUGGAUGACUUCAUCAAAUAUUACAGCAAGGCACCAAAUUACGCCAGGAAUCUAAUAUACAGCGACAUCAUAACGAUACGCGAUAUAGCGAUACCUGCACGCACAUUGUACUCUUAUUUGCUUUCGCAUGAGAAAGUAUACGGUAUGCGUGUAUUUGUAAUGUCCGGCGAACUUCAAGAAUCUCAUGACAACGAAUACGUCUUAAUUAAACUGCAAAGUACUCCCUCAGUUAGUUAUUGCGAUGCGCACGAUACGAAAUGUACAGACGACUUCGACGUAGCGUUGAUCGUGUCGCGCGUGGAACAGUCGCCGCAAAUUGAAAGAACUGAGAUCACUUUAAAAUAUUAUCUGAUGUUGACGAGCAAGAGGGAAUUAUAUCCAAAAAGGGAAGUAGAAAACAAUAAGCUGGGCAAGUUUAGAACUGUUUACAGCGUUGGAAAGCCACCUAUCAACAGCUCUCAUACAGAGAGCCCGGUAGAGUCUAGUUCUAUCUCACCUUUACCACCGUUUGUGAAAGGUAAUUCUAAGACGGAAAUGUUAAACGUUGAUCAACAGGAGAAAAGUCUCGAUUCGACGAGCGAUGUAAUUACUAAAGACACCGAUGUUAAAACAGUAAAUUACAACAUUCAUGACAGUUCAGCCCCAACGCCUCCACCAGUUCCAAACUCACCUCUAGCUCAAAACUCCAAUAUCCCGAGUACAGUCUCAAGCACGAAUGCGUCGUCCUCGUCGUCACCGCACUUGGUGCAAAUUCGCCAGGAAUCGGUGAAUUACCUAGGCUACUAUUCGUCACAUGAACAGCUCAUGCAACAGAUGAUCAUGGCCCAAGCAAAGGCUGCUCGUCAACAUAUAACGAACAUGGUGGAACGGGGAGCAUUGCAGUGUCGAACGCAUUUACUUUGGGACAAAUUACUGGAAAACAAGACUUCAAUGACGUAUACCGAAUUCAGAGAGCUCUGUUCGUUAGCCUACAUUGAACCCCUUAUAAAUCUCGAUCCUAGGCUUGGUCCAUUUGUUAACCAACCAGUUUCGUGGUAUCAAGCGUUGUCCAAAGUGUUACAAAAUAAAUAUCAAGAGCAUCACAAGCAAUUUAUUACCUCUGACGGGAAUAUCACCCAUCAUCUCAUACUACAUCCGACUCUUCUGCAAGCGUUCAUGAUGUUGACUAUCGAUAUGCACACAUCGCGAGGCGACUUAUGCGCAGUUUAUCGGAAAUCCACGGAGAUUAACAUGCCGAUGAACAUGGAAGACGUCUAUGCUUUAAUCGAAGGUUUUGUCAAUGCUUGUUGCUUCCACUUAUGGAUGGGCCUUUGCAGCCAGUGAUAACAUUCCGGACGUACAAUGUAAUUUGUAUAUUGCUUGUGAAAAUUUUGAUGUACUUACAAAAUUUAUAUGUGCAGUGUCACGUAGCGAAAUUAUCUUUUGCUGCCACAAAUCACAGUGCUCUAAUAUGGAUUAUUACACUUAUACGACUUUGUAAAUAUGAAAUAUAUAUUUUCAUGUUACAUACAUUAA
Messenger RNA from Monomorium pharaonis (pharaoh ant), 10164 nucleotides. RefSeq names its product KICSTOR complex protein SZT2. Gene Ontology annotation, cellular component: peroxisome. The record is from RefSeq and is a predicted model, not a curated record. Lineage: Eukaryota; Metazoa; Arthropoda; Insecta; Hymenoptera; Formicidae. The transcript is spliced from 25 exons. Bases 1 to 9972 code for a protein of 3323 amino acids.